AUUGACUAUUUCUCCUUCUCACAAGCAGCACUCACAGCUUCACAGCAGCAGCACGACCUCAUCAGCAGCCAUCACUCUCUCUCUCUCUCUCUCUCAUACGUUCUGGUACUCAUUAUGGAGUUCUCUAACACUUAUAGACGUGAAUUUAUACAAUUUUUUUCUUUUCAAAGUUGUAUAUUUGCACAAAUAUGUUUCCUUCCCUACAACUUUGAAAUUGAAACCUAUAAGGCAGCACCAUGAUGUACGCAUCAUCUGAACUGUAAAUAUCUCAUUCUUGGUGUGCUUUUAGUUUUGGUUUCCUUCUCUUUUGGCCAUUUUAUUAGACAUUCCUAAAUCACAACACCCUGUUUUGAUUAAUUAUAUUAUAUUAAUUGUAUAUAUUUUUUAAUUUAUUUAUUUAUUUAAAACGGAGUACAUUAAAAGAUUAUUAAAAUUAAAUUUGGAGAUAAUUCUUAGUUAAUUAAAUACCGUUCCACUUUGAGAAUAUAAUGGAAAGAUUAGCAAAAUGUUCCCAACAAUUAUUUUUUGUUUGUGAUAAAACUAAAUAAAUUUUCUGAUACCCUUAAUUCAAUUUUGUCAUCAUCUUUAUUCACUUGCUAUUUUAAAAAAAAUUAUUAAAUAAAUUUCAUAUAGAACUUUUACUAUAUAAUGGAUUUUUAAUCCAUUCCUAUUGCUUCAAAAUUUCUCUACUAUUGUGAAAGGAACGCUUUGUCAUUGUAGAUGAUUUAAAAGGAUUAGACUAAAUGUGCUUGAAGUCAAUCCCGUUCAACAAUGUCAAAUCCUAUUAUUAAUAUAUAUAUAUAUUGAAACAAAUACGAACACGUGAAUUAAAUAAUUUUUUUUCAAAAAUUAGGUAAAAUAAAAAUAAAAAUUAAAUUGCGUGUCGAAAAAAUAUAAUUGUAUAGAUUUUAUUCCAUACCUGUGGCACCUACCUUUGCUUGCUAUUGUAAUAUUACAAAGGAAAUUUAAGAUUUUCUUGUUGCAAGGCCUAGAGACUGUUUAAUGCUUAUUUAAAGGCCACAAUUUCUUGACCGUAGACACAGGCAGUGUGGUGCAAAUUCUAUUUAAUUAAAGGGCAAUCCAUAUCCAUGGCUUUAGCCAUUUUUUGGCUAAAAAAUCUCUAGUGCUUCAUUAUUUUUAGCCAAUACGUACGAGAUGCAAAUUGUUUUUUGUCCAGCCGAAUCAAACAAGAGGGAAAGUUAUCAUUUAAUUUUAUCUUGGAGCCAUUAUCUCCAUGUUAAGUUCCUCUGAUUUAUUUAUUUAUUUAUUUCCUUUGGGUAGAAAUAUAUAUUAGUUGUACCUGCAAACAGGCAACCAGCUGGUUGAAGAAAGAAUGGAUGUUAUUGAGGCUGCAGAGAUCGACAUUAGAUCGUUGGUAGAUCUUCUAGAUGAGAAGAGAAAGCAUCACUCUACAACACCACCGAGCAAGUCAAGAGCGUGUUCCAUCUUCAAAGUUCCAGACAUCCUACUCAAACAAAAUGAAAGAGCUUACGUUCCCACUGCAUUCUCAAUCGGACCCUUGCACCAUGGCAAAACUACUGAGCUGCAAAUUGGAGAAAAAAUCAAAUGGUACUAUUUCUGCCGUCUUCUCAAUCGAAGACCCACUCCAAAGACAACACUAAAUGAACUCAUCAACUCCAUCUUCGAAAAAAAGGAAGAAAUGUGCGAGUAUUAUGAUGUAAAGAUCCAUCAAUACUUCAACGGCAUGGAACAAUAAGAUUUGACGGUUGCUUCAUCGUUGAGUUGCUGUGUAUGGUAGGAGGUGAAGGGAACAUUGAUAAGGACGACCCACUAUCUAGCAACCCUCGUAUGCUCGCAUUGCUAACAAGUGACUUGUUUUUGCUGGAAAACCAAAUACCUUGGCUGGUGGUCGAACACUUCUUCAAAAUCAUCAAUCCCCAAAUUCCAAGCACAACUCUGUCCCAUCGGUGGCCGCGGCAGCGGCAACUGGAUAUACUUGCCGUCAAAUUUACGGAUUAUAUUUUACCUUCUGCAACAAUAAAUGAUAUAGUCCUUCCAACAGAAAACGUAGCUGAAAGCUGCUUGCAUCUACUCGACCUUUUUAGGAUUUUACUGGGCGGCACCAUUACAGCCCCUUCAGAAGAAUCCCAAUAUCUUCCAUUCUUUGGAGGGUUGAAGACAAAAAUUCCUUCAGCGACAGAUCUUGUGAAGUCCGGAAUUAAAUUCAAGGCCAUCGUGGAUAGAAGGCCUUUAAACUUCAAAAAUGGGGUCUUGGAAAUCCCACGAUUUCGAAUUUUACAAACAUCAGACAUCACACUUCGAAAUCUUGUUAGCUUCGAGCAGUGUUAUCCUCAUUGCAUUUCUUGGGUUUCUUCUUACAUCCACCUCAUGGAUUCCCUCAUUAAAAAUACCGAGGACGUGGAGACAUUGUGCAAGAGCGGUAUUUUCGAAAGUUGGUUGAAUGAUGAGGAGGUAACCCAUUUGGCAACCCAUUUAUUCCGCAAUAUUUGCAGCGACACCGGGCUGAGAGAGUUCUGUUACCAUGAGGUCUGCAAGAAAGUGAAUCCAUGGUGGUGCUGAGAUGGCGAGCAACGUAUUUGCGCUUUUUCGGAACUCCCUGGGGAAUUCUAACGCAGCUUGUCACCGCUAUUGCUCUUACUCUCACUAUCGUACAGACAUUUUAUACCAUUCAUUGAGAUAAAUCAAUAAUGCAAGUGUGCGCGCGUGUGAAUCCAUGGUGGUGCUGCACAUGGGUAUGCACCAUUUUUAAUCCACUGUUUGUCCUUUUUCGCAUUUGUGUGAUUCAUUAGAUUGUUUUGUGGAGGUGAAUUAAUUGGUUUAAUUUUUAUGAACACCCAAUUCAAGGCUCUCUCAGCCUCCAAAA
This is a messenger RNA of Malania oleifera, 2845 nucleotides long. RefSeq names its product UPF0481 protein At3g47200-like. The record is from RefSeq and is a predicted model, not a curated record. Lineage: Eukaryota; Viridiplantae; Streptophyta; Magnoliopsida; Santalales; Ximeniaceae. The transcript has 2 exons. Bases 1753 to 2541 code for a protein of 262 amino acids.